AUGGCCUCUCUAAUGGCGACUCGACGCGCUCGAAGCCCAGCACUAAUCUCCUCCAUCUUCAACAAGGUACGCCCUCUCCACCCUUCUCACUCAUUUCACUGCACCACCGCCCUCCAAACCCUAACCAUUUCCAAAACCCUGAGCACCUCCGCCGCCCCAAAUUACUACCCAGGAGCUCCUCCACAGCAAAACCCACCCUCCGAUCCUAGUAAUUUCAACCCUAAUCAGUGGAGCCAGGGCUACGGAAACCCUAAUCCACAGACCCAGAGACCUGGUUAUAGCAAUUAUCAGGGUCAGAAUCAGUGGAAUCCUCAGGCUCAGAGUCAGGGCUAUCCUCAACAGCAAAACCCUAAUCCAUUUCCGAAUCAGAAUCAGGGCUAUCCACCGCGUGGGAACCCUAAUCAAUGGAGCCAAAACCCUAACCCGGUGAACUCUCCAAACCCCAAUUUUCAGCAACCACCCAGAAGCCCAAAUCAUUGGAAUGAAAAUCAGAAUCGAGGGUACCCCCAAUAUGGAAACCCUAAUCAGGUGAACCCUCCAAGCCCCAAUUUUCAGCAGCCCAGAAACCCAAAUCAGUGGAACAAUCAGAAUCAGAAUCGGGGGUACCCCCAAUCUGGAAACUCUAAUCAGUGGACUCCUCAGGCUCAGAGCCCUAACCAGUGGAACAACAACAAUAAGGUUCGGGCGGAGAAUGAAGCAGCUGUGGUUGUGCCGCCUUCAGUGGAUGAUUUGAGGCGGUUGUGUGAAGAGGGGAAGGUUAAAGAUGCUCUGAAGUUGAUGGGUGAAGACGGGGUUAAGGCUGAUGCUGAUUGCUUUCGUUAUCUGUUUAAGCUGUGUGGGGAUUCGAAGUCUUUUGAGAAUGCGAAGAAGGUUCAUGACUUCUUUUUGCAGUCUACAUCUAGGAGUAGUCGGGACUUGAGCCAUGAAGUAAUUGAGAUGUAUGGGAAGUGUGGGAGCAUGACUGAUGCGCGGAGAGUGUUUGAUCACCUGGUGGAGAAGAAUAUUGAUUCUUGGCAUUUGAUGAUCAACUGGUAUGCGGAGAAUGGAUUAGGAGAUGAUGGGUUGCAGAUGUUUGAGCUGAUGAGGGAGCAAGGGUUGAAGCCCAAUUCUGACACUUUUCUUGCAGUUUUUUCGGCUUGUGCUAGUGCAGAUGCUGUGGAAGAAGCAUUUAUACAUUUUUAUUCGAUGAAAGAAGAGUACGGCUUUGAUCCAGAGAAGGAGCACUAUUUGGGGAUUGUAGAUGUGCUUGGAAAAUGUGGUCAUCUACAUGAAGCAGUUGAUUAUAUUGAGAAACUCCCAUUUGAACCUACUGUGGAAGUUUGGGAGGCAUUGUGGAAUUAUGCUCGGAUCCAUGGAGAUAUUGAUCUUGAAGAUCAUGCUGAGGAGUUAAUGGUAGCUCUUGAUCCGUCAAAGGCUAUUACUGAUAAGAUCCCAACUCCACCACCAAAAAAGCGUACUGCUAUUAGCAUGCUUGACGGUAAAAACAGAAUCACUGAGUUCAAAAACCCCACAUUAUACAAGGAUGACGAAAAGUUAAAGGCUCUCAAUUCGAUGAGAGGAGGAGGUUAUGUACCAGACACAAGAUAUGUUCUUCAUGACAUUGACCAGGAGGCAAAGGAGCAAGCCUUGCUCUAUCACAGUGAGCGUUUGGCCAUCGCAUAUGGUCUGAUUAGUACACCAGCAAGGACACCACUUAGGAUCAUAAAAAACCUUCGUGUUUGUGGUGACUGUCACAAUGCCAUUAAGAUCAUGUCAAAGAUUGUUGGAAGGGAAUUAAUUGUUAGGGACAAUAAACGUUUUCAUCAUUUCAAGGAUGGCAAAUGCUCUUGUGGGGAUUAUUGGUGAGUCAAAUGUCACUUGAAGACUUGUCUAAAGAGGUUCUUGUCCCAGUUGCAGAGUGGUGUGUAAAAAGUAUGAACAAUGCCGAGCAAUAUAUGGGAUACUCUGAAGAUAGAUGAGCAUUGUUGUUCCUAGUUGGUAGGAGAUAAACUUUCCAUUUCUUGUUUUGGCAUAUAUAAUUGAGCUAUAUAUGUAAUGUCAGCUUGUUUUGACAUUGGAUCUAUUAUUUGUCAAAAUGCCAAAUCAUUUUAUCACAUCCUUUUUCAGCUU
Messenger RNA from Fragaria vesca subsp. vesca, 2109 nucleotides. Its product is annotated as pentatricopeptide repeat-containing protein At2g15690-like. The record is from RefSeq and is a predicted model, not a curated record. The coding region runs from base 1 to 1845 and encodes 614 amino acids. NCBI's taxonomy places the organism in Eukaryota, Viridiplantae, Streptophyta, Magnoliopsida, Rosales, Rosaceae. The transcript has a single exon. Gene Ontology annotation, biological process: RNA modification. Gene Ontology annotation, molecular function: RNA binding; protein binding; zinc ion binding.